AUGCCGUACAUUGCCAGCGUGGUGCAGUUGUUGAAGACCCGCGAAGCCGGUUUCCAUCGUUGGUUGUUCAUGACGCCCCCGGUUGUGGUCGGAAGGGGAGACGAUGGUGGACGAAGGAAAGCGCGUCAAUCUACUCUGCCCGACCGCUCCAAACAAACCAUGCCUUUCCGACGAGGUGAUGUUAUCGUGUUAGACUGCUCCGAAGAUGAACGUCCACCGAGUCCUUGCGAGGAAAUGUACCGAUCGCCGAGCGCUUGGGCCGUCCCAGUCGACUUAACCAGUUCUCCUUCCGAGCUCUGGCUCAGCCUGCCCUCCAGAUCCGAGCCAUCGACAUCCCAGAGCACUGCAGUGGACGACUUCAACCCAGCAUCUCUCCUCGAUCCCCAAUUCGUCGCGCUUUUCAACCAAUGUGCCAACAACCUCCCUCCCUCUCAGCCUGGUCCCUCUAUCUCCGAUUUGCCAACCCCUCCCUCAAGCUCUCCCACUGACGCGCCAUCAAAUGGCCCAUCCGAUCCGCCUUCUGUCGCUCCCUCAAGCCUGUCUUCGAGCUCUCCGUAUCCUCCGUCGAACUCAUCUUCAGAUGGCCCCGUGACUCCCAACCCUAAUCCUCCAGUAUCAGAACCGUUGAUCCUGGGAGGCUUAUCAACCUUCAACAAAGGAUCGCACAGCAUGGCCGCCUCCACUAUGGCGCGUCGCCUUGAUGUUGUGAGUCCUGGAGCGCCUAGCCCUGACGGCUUUCGAUCCCUUCUCACCUCGUACACAAACAUUGACCCGAAUACGCCUGGUGGUCCCGGGGCCACACCACAAGCGUCGACAAGCAGUGAAGCCGCCUGCGCACCCAAAGGUAAAUCCCCCCUCAGGGAGAAAUCAGUUGGUUCAAGGCGUCCAUCGGAGGCGCCACCGUCCGCCACAGCACAAGCAUGGACGAAAGCCGCGACCUUCAUAAUGCAUAGUAAGCCAGAGGAUGCAGCAGCGAAUAUGUAUUCUUUCAUUCGCACCGAGACUGCAAUGGCCGAACUACGAUCGCAAGCACAAAGUCGUUCCUUGGGCAGAACCCUGGCCGCCCACACCCCAAAGCCUAUGCCGUGGCAAGUUCCAAGCUCCUCAGUGCUCGGUCUUGUGAUGCCGACGCCUGUGGCAUCGUCUCCCAGCCCGAGGGCAGGCGUGCAGAGGGCACCAAGGAAAAGCGGGUCCGGUGGUAACGACAGCCACGUGGAAAUUCUCACUCCUUCUUCCCCAAUGUUGCCUACGCGGGAUCAAAAUCUUACAUCAAGCCCGAGUUCAAUGCUUCCAUCUCAGGCUUCCCACGCCCAAUCAUCUUCUUCCCAGCCACCACGAACCAUGGGCGGUGCAGAUGUGCAAUGUCAAUCUCCAGAUUCCCCCCCCGAACCAAGCUCGUCCACUCGACCUCCCCCAGCACAAUCAGCAGAACAAAGACCUGUGGCUAGUGAUUCUCAGAAAACCUCGACACCCAAGCGUCCUCGACAUACCGAGGACGUUGCAAUCGUUCCGGAUCCAGAACAGCUGACCACUCCAACUGAACGGAUCACUCGCGGUGUGUUCGAAUUCCAAAGCAAUCCGGCAACAAAGGAAGAAUGGGAUCGUGCCGUCAUGGAAUAUGUCAUCCAAUGUCGCGAGGGCAAAUUCACAAUGUACCACACGAAGGGGGUACACGAAUUCCCACCGAAAGACUUGUGGGCACUUCCUGAACUCGUGGUCAACGGGAGCCUGCACAAGUUUCUGGUGACGACCGCCCGCAUACUCCAGACAUGUAUCCUAUCACUUCCAGACUACAUUUUGAGCAACGGGAAGAAAACGAAGUGGGAUUGGAGGGGCCAAAUGCGGCAACAUCUAUGCAAACUUUCCGACGGAUUUUAUCGCGUGGGAGACGGCUCAACGACCUACAGUCAGCUUCACAGGGGCUUACCCCAUGCGUUUUCACUGGCAUUCUCUCUGACAGAACAUGGGGAGGUGUCAGAAGGGGAUCGUGCAGAGAGCGGCCCACCCGGUGCCUCGGACGAGCGCCCGGCGAAGAAGCCAUGGACUGAAACUGAAGGACCUGACGGACAAGAUACGUCGCCCGCUACGCCCAACGAGAUCCAGGCGGGCUCAUCAAAUCCACCCCGACGAGGACGUCCACCGAAGGGGCGCCAGUCGUCUACAGCUGUAAAAUCACGAUCGUCCGGAGCACACACAGGCAACGCUGAGCCUUCGGUCUCCCAGGGUUCUACACAUCAGCAGGCAGAAGCCUCUUCGUCCUCUGGACCCAGUCAAUCAACGGCUACCACACCCGAUUCUCAAUCUCAACCGACUCCUUCAUCUGAUUCCUCUACACGUGUGGCUAGCAGUGGCGGUAUCAUCACUCCUGACUAUUCUGGAUAUGUGUAUGAUCCGAGCAAACCUCCGCCUCCUUUUUCUAGUUCUGCUCUGCCUCCUGAGUGGGAGGGCCUUAACAGCACCGAGGCCCUUGACGCCCUUUUCCCCGGAGGAUUCCAAUGUUCAACAGAUCAUCUCGGAUUUAUCUCAGUGGCGUUUGACACCCCCAUGACUAUGGCGAUGAACAAUCUUCCUGCCCCAGCGGGACUGGGGUCACAGCCGUCUACUCCACAGAGGCCCACCGUAGUUCCCGCGCCUUCUCCUUCCGUUAGCCAUGCGCGCUGGGGUAACGAUCCUUCCAAUGCGGAGCGCAUGGCCGGCUUCCUGGACGACAUAUCGCAUUUUGCGGAGGAAAUAGGCGCAGUGGAUGAGAACGGGAAUCCGAGCUUCGCGUGGGAGGAACCCCCCUUACGCGACGAGUUUGGGUACAGCACUUUCCCCAUAGACACGAACAUCAUCCAGAAGUCAGGCAGUGCAACAGCGAUUCCGAUGACGUCGCCAGUACCUGCACCCGCGAUGCGACCAAAUAUGUACGGAGUGGAUCAAGAGGACCUUAGCGUUGCAGCGCCAACUGCGCAAAGCGAUCGUGCUGCACGAGGAAGCAUCUAUUCCGAAGCGGGGCCGUCUACGAUCCCCGUGAACCGUGUUCCAUCGCCUAUCUCUUGUUCAGACAGUGCGCCCAGGCGUGGAAGCCGCGGGAAAGCUGCGCAGCGGCGCAAGCCCAACUACGAAGGCUUCACGCGCUUGUCAGCAAAGAGGAACAUCGGGGCGCUCGUGACUGCGCAUGCGAACCGGACUAUAGCUGCGGCGGAAGAAAGGCAAGCUCGGUAUUCUCAGGUCGAUGAGCGAACACAGAGAGCGUCAGGCAUGGCGCUGCCUUCGUAUCUCCGGAACAGGUGGUAG
Messenger RNA from Dacryopinax primogenitus, 3279 nucleotides. RefSeq lists its product as uncharacterized. The transcript has 7 exons. NCBI's taxonomy places the organism in Eukaryota, Fungi, Basidiomycota, Dacrymycetes, Dacrymycetales, Dacrymycetaceae. The record is from RefSeq and is a predicted model, not a curated record. The coding region runs from base 1 to 3279 and encodes 1092 amino acids.